Molecule: messenger RNA, 2146 nt
Organism: Solea senegalensis (Senegalese sole)
Lineage: Eukaryota; Metazoa; Chordata; Actinopteri; Pleuronectiformes; Soleidae
Gene: cnot2
Product: CCR4-NOT transcription complex, subunit 2
Exons: 15
Coding region: 99-1670 (523 amino acids)
Biological process (GO): regulation of DNA-templated transcription; nuclear-transcribed mRNA poly(A) tail shortening; regulation of stem cell population maintenance
Cellular component (GO): P-body; CCR4-NOT core complex
Source: RefSeq, a predicted model, not a curated record
GGUCAGAGAGCAAAGGCUAUCCCUCUUUCGAUUCAGAAUACACACAGCCAUCUUGGAUGUAAAGAAAGAAAAGGGAAUUUGAUGCGGUGACAAAAGGCAUGUUUGGUGCUAGAAAGAAAUUUGUUGAGUUCGUCGAGGUAGUCGAUAAUGACUUCACAGAUGAAGGCAUGUACUAUAAUCAGCCGUCGAUGUUCCCACAUCGGUCGGACAAAGAUAUGCUCUCCUCUCCCUCACCAUCAUCGUCAGGUCAGCUGUCGCAGUUUGGUGCGAGUUUGUAUGGUCCACAAAGUACACUGGGCUUCUCUGUCAGGGGCAUGGGGAACAGUACGCCUCAGUUAAACCGAAAUCUAACACAAGGCACACAGCUACCAAGUCAUAUCACUCCCACGACAGGAGUCCCCACCAUGUCUCUUCACACCCCUCCUUCACCAAGCAGGGGGACAUUGCCGAUCAACUCGAGGAACAUGCUGAACCACUCUCAGGUAGGUCAAGGCAUUGGGAUGAGCAGCAGGACCAAUAGUAUGGGCAGCUCGGGGCUGGGCAGCCCCAACCGCAGCUCUCCCAGUAUCAUCUGUAUGCCCAAACAGCAGCCAGCACGACAACCCUUCACCAUAAACAGCAUGUCAGGAUUUGGUAUGAACCGCAAUCAGGCUUUUGGAAUGAACAACUCACUAUCAAGCAACAUCUUCAAUGGCACAGAUGGGAGUGAAAACGUAACGGGACUGGAUCUGUCAGACUUUCCUGCGUUAGCAGACAGGAGUCGAAGAGAAGGGACUGGAAAUCCAACACCGGUGCUCAACCCACUGGCUGGAAGGGCUCCUUAUGUUGGCAUGGUGACAAAGCCAUCGACUGAACAGACACAGGAUUUCUCAAUCCAUAAUGAGGACUUCCCCGCACUGCCUGGCCCGAACUAUAAGGACCCCACGUUGAACAAUGACGACAGCAAAACUAACUUGAACUCUACAAGCAAGAGCACAUCCAAUGCAGACGGGCCCAAGUUUCCCGGAGACAAGGCGGCCUCAGCACAGAACAACAACCUGAAGAAAGGGAUCCAGGUGUUGCCCGAUGGUCGGGUGACAAACAUUCCCUCAGGAAUGGUGACAGACCAAUUUGGCAUGAUUGGUCUGCUGACGUUUAUCCGGGCGGCAGAGACUGAUCCUGGAAUGGUCCAUCUGGCACUUGGGAGUGACCUCACAACACUGGGACUCAACUUAAACUCACCAGAAAACCUGUACCCUAAGUUUGCCUCUCCUUGGGCCUCAUCACCGUGUCGACCACAGGACAUUGACUUCCACGUUCCCUCCGAGUAUUUAACCAAUAUCCACAUAAGGGACAAGUUGGCUGCAAUCAAACUGGCUCGGUAUGGUGAAGACCUGUUGUUCUACCUGUACUACAUGAAUGGUGGAGACUUGCUACAGCUAUUGGCAGCUGUUGAGCUCUUUAACCGUGACUGGAGGUACCAUAAAGAAGAGCGGGUUUGGAUAACAAGGGCGCCUGGCAUGGAGCCUACACUGAAGACCAACACCUAUGAGAGGGGCACCUACUACUUUUUUGAUUGUCUUAACUGGAGGAAAGUAGCCAAGGAAUUUCAUCUGGAGUAUGACAAGCUGGAAGAGAGGCCUCAUGUGCCAACAACGUUCAACUACAACCCAGCCCAGCAGGCCUUCUAAGGCCAGUCCUAAGGCCGCAGCUGUUCCUGCACACAAUGCUGUUGUCCAGGAGGAGGCGCUGUGGUUUACACAGCUUGGUUUUUAUUCCUCAAGGAUUUGGCUAUUUGACUGCGGGGGUCAUCGCCACCAUCAAAACUGCCCUGCCUUUCCAAAAUUACAUGCUGCCCAACACACCAACACUUGUUCUGUUUUUAUUCUUUAUGUUCCUCCUGUUGUUUUUUUUGUCUUGUUUUGAGCAGGGUCUGUGUUACGUUUACGUCUUUGAAUCUGAAGCCUGUUUUCUCCCAGAAUGGAGGACUGACCUUGUGGCACAGGACAGUGACAGAACAAGGGUUAUGCCUCACAUUUCCAGCAAGUGUUACAAACAGGAAAAAAGUGGAGGAAGCAAAGUUAACCGUCAGACGCAAGUGAAAGGGUGAAAGAAUCGCAAUGUUUAUUGUUGCACUAUAUUUAGUAAUAAAAGAACACAAAAUUUG